AUGGGAGGAGAAUCCAGUUUUUCCGCUGUUGCACCACCAGUUUUUGAUGGAGACAAUUAUCAAAUGUGGGCAGUUUGUAUGGAGACUUAUAUGGAGGCCUUGGAUCUUUGGGAAGCAAUAGAAGAGGAUUACGAGGUCCCGCCGCUUCCAGCAAAUCCUACUGUAGCACAAAUCAAAACAGAAGGAAAAGAAGACAAGGAAAUCAAAGGCGAAAGCUUGUCUAUUUGCCGCUGUAUCUCAAAUGAUCUUCAUGCGAAUAAUAAGAUGAAGGAGUCUGAAUCGGUGAAAGAGUACUCUGACAAACUUCUCAACAUCGCCAACAAGGUGAGAUUGCUUGGUUCUGUAUUAAAUGAUUCCAGGAUCAUUGAAAAGCUGCUAGUCACUGUUCUAGAGAAGUUUAAAGCCACCAUUACUACUCUGGAGAACACCAAAGACUUGUCAAAGAUUUCUCUUACAGAGCUCUUGAAUGCUUUACAAGCACAAGAGUAA
Molecule: messenger RNA, 489 nt
Organism: Cucurbita moschata (crookneck pumpkin)
Lineage: Eukaryota; Viridiplantae; Streptophyta; Magnoliopsida; Cucurbitales; Cucurbitaceae
Exons: 2
Coding region: 1-489 (162 amino acids)
Source: RefSeq, a predicted model, not a curated record